Molecule: messenger RNA, 2328 nt
Organism: Pungitius pungitius (ninespine stickleback)
Lineage: Eukaryota; Metazoa; Chordata; Actinopteri; Perciformes; Gasterosteidae
Gene: epm2a
Product: EPM2A glucan phosphatase, laforin
Exons: 4
Coding region: 122-1075 (317 amino acids)
Biological process (GO): protein dephosphorylation
Cellular component (GO): cytoplasm; nucleus
Molecular function (GO): starch binding; protein tyrosine phosphatase activity; carbohydrate phosphatase activity
Source: RefSeq, a predicted model, not a curated record
CGAUGUAUUUUUAGAUUUGACAUACUUUACAGCUACUUGAAUACAAGAGCUACAAUAUAGGCUCUAAUAACCCAAACCCACCACAUACCGAACGAUCAAUCAUUCGAUUAGGGCAGCAACGAUGUUAUUCCGGUUUGGGGUCAUUCUCACCCCGAAGUCCUCGGAUGUUCGGGUCUAUGUUUUGGGUUCGCGUAGGGAAAUGGGUGAGUGGGACCCGCGCGCAGCGAUCCAGAUGAGAGCCUCGCAGGACCCUGUGCUGUCCACGCAUGAACCGUGUCUGUGGAUCGGAGACGUGGAGCUGGCAGAGCCCUUCAAAGACUCACUGUGGUUCAAGUUUGUCCAAAGAGUCCGCGGCUCUUGUAUCUUGGAAGGAAGUGGUCCGAGCCAUGACCGGUGUUGUUCAUAUGACGAGAGGAACAUUGUGGAUGGAGUGUACUGCCAUCCGAUUGGUCACUGGAUAGAGGAAACAGGACACACAGAUGAGAUGAAACACACCGCCAACUUCUACUUCAGUGUGUCCGGUCAGAAGGCCAUUCACUUCUCCAGGGUGCUGCCACGCGUUUGGCUGGGAAGCUGCCCUCGACAGGUGGAACACGUGACGAUAAAGAUGAAGCACGACUUGGGCAUCACGGCGGUGAUGAACUUCCAGACAGAGUGCGAUGUGGUGAACAACUCCGGCGGCUGCAGGCGCAACUUCGGUGAAGCCAUGACACCGGAGACCAUGAUGCAUCUGUACAAAGACUGCGGCCUGGUGUACGUGUGGAUGCCCACGCCCGACAUGAGCACGGAGGGUCGGAUCCGGAUGCUUCCCCAGGCUGUGUUCCUGCUGCACGGCCUCUUGGAGAACGGGCACACUGUCUACGUCCACUGUAACGCUGGCGUAGGCCGGUCGGCGGCAGCGGUGUGCGGCCUGCUGGUGUACGUCCUCGGCUACAGCCUGAGGAAGGCGCAGUACUUGGUGGCAGCCAGGAGGCCGGCAGUGUACGUCGACGAGGAGGCUUUGCUCCGGGCCCAGGCAGAUUUCACUCAGAAGUUUGGACAACUACGAUCCUCCGUCUCUCACCCGCACACAUGAGAAUGGACCUUCCUUGCACUGACGUUGUUGCGGGAAAACGAUUUCUGAAAGUAGUACUCAGCAAAGCUCUACAGGUUUUAGUCUUUUGUACUUUGCUCUCAUCCAACGGACCUAGUGCUCCUCAGCAAAGGAUUUUUUUUUUCCACGGUUACUAAUGUAUAAUUAUGCAUUAAAAAAGAUGUUACAUAAACCCAUGGCCCUCAUUGCCAAAGCAAAAAAUAAAUUCCUAAAACCCAAACAACAAGAAUGCUUAUCCCUCUCCGUCAGAGAGGUCUCCGCCCCAUCUCCUCCGGAGGGCUUGAUAGCAUUUCAUACAUUUAUUAUUCAUCAAUAUCAUUCAUUCUGACGCAUCUCCUAAAUAACAAAAGCCAGAAACAUGCAAUGCAUACAGAAUUUGACAAUAUUGAAAUGUUGUUUGUCAAUUUUGAACAUCUGUCUUCUACUGAGUUCUAAUGAGGACAUAGUGCUUUUUUAUGAUUGUGUUUUUGUUACCUGUUCCUGAUUUAACAAAGUAAGAAGAACAGUGAGGAGGAAAGACCUUUCUUCUCAUGUUUAAGUCGUGUUCUUAUUGCUUUUCAGUGAGUCCGUUAUGAAUGUUUCAAUCAGGACGGGUUGGUGGAUUGAACCGUGCAUCUGUGCUAGCGGAAGCAAGUCGCUGUGGAUUCAUAAUAUGCUCAAAGACUUUUCACAAAAAUAGGAUUACUAAGCGACUUUGAUUCUUUUGAGUCUUGGGAAGAAGAGUGUUUACUGGUUGGAGGGAAACUAUACAUGGCGACAGUCUGUGUAUUUGAUGAUGAUGAAAAAAAGAACUGGAUAGAGUGACGUGUAUUUCCUAUGAAAGUUGCUGAUGGAAGGCCAUAUCAUUGGGAAACGUGUUGCAUAUUGUCAGUGAUUUAUGAUUGAAACCGGCUCCCCGGAUACUUGCAUUCACAUUAGAGACAAAUAGAUGACCUAUUACGGUGCAGAUGAAGCCAUAAAUAUUUUGAAAGUAUCAUUUAAUCGAGGAUGUGCCAAGAAGAUACACUGUGUGCUUGUUUUGAGACUUUUUGGCAUGCAAUGUCUCUGCAAGCUCCUGUAUCAGCUGGUCUUCAUUCAUUCUGAUUCUUCUACUAACAAUAUACAUUCUGAUUAUUUAAAGCGUCACAGGCACAUUUAUUUAAUUUGCUCGUGCGGUGUUAGUGGAUCCAUCAUCGCCAUUUCCUCCCCUACCAAAGCAGAAAAAUACAAUGAAAUAAACAUUAGGAGGAACAACC